UGGUGUUCUUUGUUUUGAAAAGAAUAAGAUGAGUGAUGUGCGAGAUAUAUUGGAUUUGGAUGAUGGGAGAUCGUCAACUCCCAAACCACUAACAAAAGAGGAAAUAUUAGGAACUGAAAAAAUGAGACCUAAGAGAUUAAUUGAUUCCACAUUCAAGAGACCAGAAGGCAUGCAUAGAGAAGUAUAUGCACUUUUAUAUUCAGAUAAUAAGGAUGCACCUCCACUAAUUCCAAGUGAUACAUCUCAAGGCUACAAACAAAUGAAAGCUAAACUAGGUCGUAGUAAAGUCCGUCCCUGGAAGUGGAUGCCAUUUACUAAUUCAGCAAGAAAGGAUGGCGCAAUAUUUUAUCACUGGAGAAGAUCGGCUGAUGAAGGAAAAGACUACCCAUUUGGUAGAUUCAACAAGACUGUCCAGGUUCCGGUUUACUCUGAUCAGGAGUACCAGAUGCAUCUUCAUGAUGAGACAUGGACCAGACAGGAGACUGAUCAUUUAUUUGAUUUAUGUAGAAGAUUUGAUCUAAGAUGGUUUGUGAUCAAUGAUAGAUUUGAUCACAAUCAGUAUCAG
Messenger RNA from Saccoglossus kowalevskii, 565 nucleotides. RefSeq names its product DNA methyltransferase 1-associated protein 1-like. Lineage: Eukaryota; Metazoa; Hemichordata; Enteropneusta; Harrimaniidae. Gene Ontology annotation, molecular function: transcription corepressor activity. The record is from RefSeq and is a predicted model, not a curated record. Gene Ontology annotation, cellular component: NuA4 histone acetyltransferase complex; nucleus; Swr1 complex. Gene Ontology annotation, biological process: DNA repair; negative regulation of transcription by RNA polymerase II; chromatin remodeling.